GUGAUUGGCUGUGCGUAAAGGGGACAGGAAAUCCCGGUCUGGCUGCGUCUCGCCUCUUCCUCAGGAAAAGAGGGACCAGAUUUGGUUAAAACCGGUUGAGUGUGAGAUCUUCGAAGGCGUUUCAGGCUGUGUUGGAUUUGUGUGCAAGGUUUGCAGGUUCACGCUGUCGCACACGCUCACCGCUGCUGAGGAAACAAAGACGCGGUGUUUGAGUGAGUGAGUCGCGGUGUUGUUACAUUGCAGCAGUUGCUCGGUUGUUGUGUCACAGGCCGCGACUGUUGUGGAACAAAGUGGCCUCAGGGAGAAGAAGCGGUUCAACUGAUGGAGCUGCUGGGUUUCGUGUGCGUGUGCGUCCUCCUGUGCUCGGCCGUGGUUCACAGUAAGCCGACGCUGAGGAAAGAGAGAGUGAUCCAUGACACUGACCUGAACAUGCGAACGCCCGACGACAAUAAAAGCUUCCAGUACGAUCAUGAGGCCUUUCUGGGCAAAGAGGAGGCCAAGACGUUUGACCAGCUCACUCCUGAGGAGAGCAAGGAGAGACUCGGUAAAAUCGUUCAGCGGAUCGACACCAACGGCGACGGCUACAUCACCACAGCCGAACUCAAGGCUUGGAUCAAGCGCGUGCAGAAGCGCUACGUGUACGAGAACGUGGCGAAGGUGUGGACGGAUUACGACCUGAACAAAGACAACAGGAUUUCAUGGGACGAGUACAAGCAGGCCACAUACGGCUACUACCUCUCCAACCCGGAGGAGUUUGAGGAAGCAACGGAACAGUUCAGCUUCAAGAAGAUGCUUCCUCGAGACGAGAGGAGGUUCAGAACGGCCGAUCUGAACGGAGACCAGACAGCAGACCGAGAGGAGUUCACAGCAUUUCUCCACCCAGAGGAGUUUGAACACAUGAGGGAUAUUGUGAUUCUGGAGACCCUGGAGGACAUUGACAAGAACGGUGAUGGACAUGUGGACGAGGACGAGUACAUCGCGGACAUGUUCGCCCACGAGGACGGGGGUCCAGAGCCAGACUGGGUCAGGACCGAGAGGGAGCAGUUCUCCGAUUUCCGGGACUUGAACAAAGAUGGUAAAAUGGACGAGGACGAGAUCCGCCAGUGGAUUAUGCCCCAGGACUACGACCACGCGCAGGCUGAGGCCAGACAUCUGGUCUAUGAGUCUGACAAGGACAAGGAUCAAAUGCUGAGCAAAGAAGAGAUUAUUGAGAACUGGAACAUGUUUGUCGGAAGUCAAGCCACCAACUACGGAGAAGACCUCACCCGGAACCACGAUGAGCUCUGAGCUCUUGGUGAGUGUGUGUGUGUGUGUGUCCGUGUGUGGGCGAGAGGAGGAUCGAACAUCUUUGUCAACAUGGACAGAAAAGCAGACUCUUAUUCCUCCUCCUCCUCCUACCACCGCUCCAUCGUUUCCUUGUGAUAGUGGGACAGACGUCAGUGCCUCAGGACCUCAGACCAACAAGGUUGGUCCCGCCUCUUAAGAGUCCCAUCAUGGCGUUUACGUCGCCGGGCUGUGUUUCUGAUGCCCGGGAGUAAAGCCAGAUUCAGGUGGACUCUUUGUUUUCCAUCUUACCGGUGCCUUCCAGCCGCAUCGCCGGCAAUCCCCUGCCUCAGAGAUCCGUGUGUGGUCGUCCGUCUUUAAAACCUGUCAACAGCUGAAUGCUGGUCUUUUACAUGAGUCGUCAGAUACAGGAACAACAGUGUUAAUGUGAAACUGCAGCACAGAACAGAACAUUUAUGCCGUUUUUAUUUAUUGAUCAAAUAAUUCUGAACUUAAGGUCAGAGUGUGUUACGGGACUUGAGUAGGUUUGACACGUGAUGUGUCUUUGUUCACACUUGUUUUUGUGGCCACAUUAUGAAUACUUUUAGUUAAAUGCCAUCAAACUAAGUGAUAACAGCAUGGUUUUUGCACGUGUUUGGUUUUACUUUAGCCUGUGAAAGAUCGUUUUUCUUUGUACAUUGUUUGAAAUGUAUUUAUUGGUAUACCUAAGGCCAACAGUAUGUUAAUUUCUUUUUUUUUUACUCAUGUUACAUUAUUUUUGCAUCUGUUACUAAACUUCUGUUGUUUUUUUAAGGUCUAUACAGACUUAAAUACAUAAAAAAAAAACACCUUCACACAUGUUGUUGUUGCAUCACUCCAAGCACAUCUUCUCUGUCGGAUAAACUCAAUGUGUUUUUUUUCAUGUUUUGUAUUGUUAAAUUGAUAAUGUGAAAUUUUAACAAAGCUUUUUUUUGUAUUGACACAAAGUACAGAUCACUGACUUGGCUCAAACACAAACAUUUCUUACUGUGUCAAAAAUAAAAUAAAUGAAAUGUG
Solea senegalensis (Senegalese sole) is the source of this 2319-nucleotide messenger RNA. RefSeq names its product reticulocalbin 1, EF-hand calcium binding domain (gene rcn1). The coding region runs from base 322 to 1287 and encodes 321 amino acids. The record is from RefSeq and is a predicted model, not a curated record. Gene Ontology annotation, cellular component: endoplasmic reticulum. The transcript has 6 exons. Gene Ontology annotation, molecular function: calcium ion binding. NCBI's taxonomy places the organism in Eukaryota, Metazoa, Chordata, Actinopteri, Pleuronectiformes, Soleidae.